AUGGCGACUACUGCGUCAAGUCGACAGCAUGUCGAUCAAGAGCACGAGUACCUGCGAACACAAGUGGACCCACUGCUGAUGCCGCUGAUUGAAGCGCUCUUGCUACAUCAGCCCUCUUCCAUCUACGAAUUCAUCGCCAAAUUCCUCGAUGGCGCAGCGCUUGGAAAAAUGAAGCACGUUGGCGACGCCACGGCCAAGUCAGCCAAGGCACGCCGGCAUCGAAUGGUCGAGUUCAUGUCGUCGUCAGUACUGCCUGUCAUGGACGAUCUCACCCAACGCAUCUUGCAGGACAAACCAGCCAAUGCCAAAGCCUUCCUCCGAAACAUUGUACAGUCAAGGCUAUUGACCAACGAGGGUGAGCCGUGUCUCGCGGCUUUCGAUCUUGUCAUGCCGCAGUUCCACGUGGGCGAUCGAGUCGACUGUCGGUUCAAAGGUCGACCCAAGUACCUCCCUGGCGUCGUCGAAAACAUCGAUGAAGGUGGGCUGUGUACCAUUCGUUACGACAAUGGAAAGGUCGAAGAGCACAUUCAUCCGAUCUUGCUCCGUCUACCACUGGAGCAACCCGAGGCAGAAGAAGCGAUCGAGGCGUCUAAGACACCUCGCCGGGAUAUCAAACCUGUAAUUUUGAUGCUGGGGCUGGACGGGUCUGGCAAAUCGACGUUUUUGUCGACGCUACAGGGCGACCUAGACAAGGAAAUUCCCCCGACCGCAGGGUUUUCAUCGGUCACGUUUCAGCUUGCCAAUGGAUCGGCCACGUUCUACGACUUGGGCGGCGGUCCGACGAUUCGAGCGCUGUGGAAGGAGUACUUUGCUGACGCGCAUGGUGUGAUCUACAUGGUCGACGCGUCGGAUGUGGGCCGGAUACAAGAAGCUUCCCAGCACCUAGAGGACGCAAUGGCCCAUCCAAUGCUCCACGGAAAGCCCGUGCUCAUCUUUGCCAACAAGAUGGACCAAGCUACUGCAUUGACCGAGUCAGACUUCUCCAAACACAUGCACGUUGCGCCGUUGUUGGACAAGAAGGUGGUGCAAGUCACCGCCAAAGCCAAAGCGAACGGCAACUUGGUCGACGAUCGACUCGAGGGCGGCCUUCGUUGGAUCUUGAGUCGAGUUGAAGACAAGUACGAUGCACUCGGGGAGCGAGUCACGGCCGACCGAGCCACGAUGAAAAAGGAAGCGGCAGCGGCAUGGCAAGCGCAAAAAGAACGUGUAUGGGCGUACAAGGAGGAGCGGGAACGGUCCUCAAUGCUGUUAGAAGACUCGUCCGCGAACCAAACCGCUUUCGCCCCGGCCAAACCACUCGUCAAACAACAAUCGUCCGAUGUGCCCAUGUGCUCGUCGUGCGAUGCCCAGCCUGCUGUGACCAAAUGCGCCGCGUCUAAAUGGAUGCCCGUGUGUGGCGACUGCGCCGAUCGUCUCAAGAAGAAAUAG
Messenger RNA from Aphanomyces invadans, 1428 nucleotides. RefSeq lists its product as hypothetical. Bases 1 to 1428 code for a protein of 475 amino acids. The transcript has 6 exons. Lineage: Eukaryota; Oomycota; Saprolegniomycetes; Saprolegniales; Verrucalvaceae. Gene Ontology annotation, molecular function: GTP binding; GTPase activity. The record is from RefSeq and is a predicted model, not a curated record.